Messenger RNA from Sesamum indicum (sesame), 806 nucleotides. RefSeq lists its product as uncharacterized. Gene Ontology annotation, biological process: intracellular protein transport; endoplasmic reticulum to Golgi vesicle-mediated transport. Gene Ontology annotation, cellular component: endoplasmic reticulum; endoplasmic reticulum membrane. The record is from RefSeq and is a predicted model, not a curated record. Lineage: Eukaryota; Viridiplantae; Streptophyta; Magnoliopsida; Lamiales; Pedaliaceae.
CAGAAGAUUUUGAGCCCACGGAAAGUUCUUUUCUUAACCGUGUCAGUCUCACCGAUCGUCUUCUUCACUCCACUUGCUUCUCAAAAUCUCCACAUUUCUCUAAAAUCCCUCUUCUCCUAUACCAAUAUCAUCAUCGAUGGCGUUGGAGUGGGUUGUUCUAGGCUACGCUGCUGGCGCCGAGGCAGUUAUGCUGCUCCUCAUGACCGUCCCGGGUCUAGACCCACUGCGAAAGGGCCUGAUCAGCGUGAUUCGCAACCUUCUGAAGCCGUUCCUGUCGGUGGUGCCAUUCUGCCUCUUCCUUUUAAUGGAUAUCUACUGGAAGUACGAGACCCGACCCAGUUGCGAGUCCGAAUCCUGCUCCCCUUCGGAGCAUCUCCGCCACCAGAAGUCCAUCAUCAAAUCGCAGCGGAACGCCCUUCUGAUCGCCUCCGCUCUCAUUUUCUACUGGCUUCUGUACUCGGUCACUGGCCUCGUUGUCAAGAUCGAGCAGUUAACUAAGCGGAUCGAAAAGUUGAAGUCCCAGGAUUAAUUUUUGCCAGGUUCCUGGCCGUGCGUGUAUUUUACUUUUCGGGUCUCGGAUAAGCCUGUUUGUGGAUGAGAAAUCACGUGGCCCUUAUUUGUUGGAUUUUGUGAUUAGUGUUGAACAAAAAUGCUCUGAUCAUGAGUUUUGGUGAUUAUUAGGAUGUGAACAGAGUUCAUGUUGGGAUAAUAAUAUGAUCCUUGUUAGUGGUACUAUAAUAUUUCUAGUGAUCGUUUAUAGUUGAAUUUAUUACACAAAUAAUUGCCUAAUGAGUUUUUCAUGCUCA